CCGAAGAGGAGUGAAGUGUCUGUUUUGCGUACACUAUUGUCUGGUCGCGCAAUGAACACCCAUAUGCCUGAGGUCCAGCCAGGCAGAGGAGAAGGAAGGUCUUUUAUUCUCCUUCAGAACAAGUGCUAGCUGCACGUGCUGUAUCUAAAAGAUAAGAAGCAAUACCGUACAUCAACAAUCAAACAGAACAAAUGGUGUCCAGUGGGGGUCCUCCAGGUGGCGCCGGCGGCCGGCGGGAAUUCGGGCUUUCUGCGGAGCACAAAAAGCGUCUGAUGAAGCGCACGGCCAUAUUGCAAUGGAAAAUCCCCCCUCGUCCCCAUAUCGAAGCGAAGUUCCUGAUGCUGGAUUUGCUAUACACAAAUCGGAUCUCUCUUGCAGUCGAGGACAGCAGCAGGCCCAUAUCAAGCCCGAGUAGAGAGGUGCUGGCCUAGGUGCUUAGCAUGAAAAACGUCUUUGCUGUAGGGCCAAUAGCAUCACAAACCGCCUAGAUAAUGCUGCGGGGCCUGUGGGGUUGCCUUCUUGCAAGACAGAGACGAUUGUUGGUCACAAAUCAGCAUGGCAAAUUUUCUGAGGUGUGCCUUUUUGAUAUGGGGAGGGGGGGUUUUGCCUUACGAUAGGCCAGUCGGGUUUUCGAGCAGGACGAGAUCGCCGCGAGCGCCGAAAUCGCUAACGGCAACGUGCAAGGGACGACGACGAAAAACGGGCGGAGCAAGUCCAGCUCGUGGAUGCGAAAAAUCCGGAGUUUCGUCACGUUGACCACGUCAACAUCAAAAGCUUCGUCCGCCGCGGCGGGAAAAAAAGUGAGGCCGGCACCAUGCACUGUUGGAGGUGACGGAAAAGUCGAGGCUGCAACGGGGAAGAGGUAGAAUUCUAUACAAAAGUGUUUUCACGCUAGUACAAGACAACUACAUUCACUUGCAGAUUUCGUUUGUUACGACACGGAGGAUUUUUCGUGCGUCAGUUUUCCAGUUUUCCAAUUUAUUUGGUCCACGAUGAAAUGCUAAUAUGACAGAAAUAACAAAAUCACAAAAAAGGUCUUCUCCGCGCCAACCCGAGGUCGCAGCGGGUGCUGAUUGUAUGCUGUUUGAAAAAACAAGUCUUCAUCUGUCGCACGACGGCGUUAUGCAGAAUGAGAGUCAUUUCAUUUUCUUCAUGUCUACAGCUUUCCACCCGCAUAGUUCCACUACUAGCAUGGACACAGCUAACGUGCGGGAACGGCAACGGGAAAUAGAUACUAGAUGAGGGGUGUUGCGCGUUCUUGUGUGUUAGAACUUGCGUUGUCCUGAUAUACACUACAACAAUGCUGCCUUCGUGAACAGUCAUCAGAAUUUUCAUCUUCAUAAUACCUGUCCGAAAGGCAAGCGCGGACGACAAGCACGGCGAGGAAGCCAAGCAAGGCGGAAACGAGGAGGAUAUUGCAGUGAAAGUGAACACGACAAAAACGAAAUUCUAUUUCGGCUGCGACGAAGAAUGCGACGAAACCUACUGAGGUAUGUUUUUCAUCAGCGCUUGUGUCUGUGUGUGCCAGAUGGUGCCUCACAACUUGUGGGUGUGAUACAUCAUCAAAAGCUAGUACAGCAGCGUCCAGUGCAACAUGUUUCACAGUAUUGGAGUCGUAUCCGAGGUGAAUCUACGACGUUUUUUCAAUCCCUUUCCCUUUCCAUACCCACCCCCGCUCUCCCUACCGCCACCUCCCGACCCGGUUUCGGCGUGUUUGGCAGAUCCGGCUCCGGUUUCGAAAAAUUUCAAAACUCCAUGCAGAAUAUGAAUUGCAAAAGUUGCCUCGUAUUAGUAGCGAUUGCAUUACAAAUCUCCUCAGCAUGAAAAAUGAAAUGCGGAUUUGCCUUAACCUUGUCCUUGAGAAUACUAGGAUUUGUAAUGCCUGCCUACGAUUAAUACUAUCUUCUACGAGUGAAAUACUUUUGCAAUGCAUACAGAAAGACAUCGUCGCGCCGGUUCACGUGACGGGCGAGGAGGCGAAGAUUUUGCGGAAAAUAUCAAGAAGAAAAAUCCUCCCUUCCCAUAUCAAAACGGAAAUCUGUGAUGCAGUAGAACUGUGGUCACUAAUCAGCUUUGUCAUGCUAGAAGGGAAGAGAUGCGGACUGUGGUGCUUGUUGGCGUGGGAAAGCCCUGUAUUUUCAGCAUGACAGGAGGCAGCUGGAAGUGGGAAACAGCGCGACAAGUUGCCUGCGAACGAGGCCACAGCUGCGGCUUUUGGCCUUCUAGCAUUACAAGCCGACUUGUGUACUCAAAUACAGCAUCACAAACUUCGUCUUCGACAUGGGGAGGGGGGAUUUUUCCUUUUCAUAGAAAAACCUACGCAUGAUGAAGAACAAGCGGUCCGCUAUGACCUGCUCAAACGUUACAAUCUCAAACCUUACAAUAGAGUCUCGGACUUGUCUUGCACUAAUGAGCAUGACAGACUCGCAGACCAUUCCACCUUCUGCAACACAAAUUUCGGCAGAUUGUAGUGCAGUUUGGGACUCCGAAACUUGUCUUGCGCAGUCCACCUAUGAGACUUGGCUAGAUCAUGCACUUUCUGCAUCACAGAUUUCCAUCAAAUUCUCUUCUUGUGACGUUUGAGAUUGUAACGUUUGAGCAGGUCAUAUCCGCGUCCAUGCCGGUGGUAAUUCGCCCGGAGACGGCCCCAGACUUGCUUUCCUUCGGCGGGGACGAGAUGAACUCAGUCUUCUUGCGGGAUUUGAUGUCUGCUUCCGGUGGUCAGGAGCAAGAGAAACUACGCAAAAUGCAGGAGCAGGCCAGCAGCAGAAACACAGUCGACCGCAGGACAUUUUCUUCAGCGAGUUUGAAAACUAGUACUGAUUUUGAACAGCUGUUUCAGAUUGAGGUAUCGUACGAAAAAAGUGUUUCACUGUAAGGAUUUUGCAAGUUUGGCAUGACAAGCUCGUUACACAUGACAGGGAAAACUUGCCAUCCGAGGUUCCUAAGGGAAAACACAGCUAAAAAUAGCCUGUCUUGCAUGUGUAGCAAGACAAACACUUCUGAGAUGCAGUUUCUGCAUUACAAGUUUACAGUGAAACAGUUUUUUCUUGCGAUAUGAGGAGGAGAAAAUGCAGCAGUCCACGGUUUUGAUGGAGGAGUACGAAUUUAAUGACGAGGACGUGGAGCAUAUCGCGAAUAAAAAACUGUUUCGCUGUAAACUUGUGAUGCAUAGAACGGAAUGCAAAUGUGUUUGUCUUGCUACACAUGCAACACACGGGAUUUCUAGCUGUGUUUUCCCUUAGGAAGCACGCAUGCCAAGUUUUCUUUGUCAUGUGUAACAAACUUGUGUUGCAGAUCUUGCAAAAUCACCACAGUGAAACAGUUUUUUCGUUGGAUAGAGCAGGUCGCGAUGCUGGCGAAGAAGUAUCCGGAUAUAGUACCAAUCGAGAAUGAGAAAAGCAACACCAUUGCAACCACUUCUUCCCGCCCGCAAUCCCUACCCUGUGCAAAAGUCUGUUUAACUUGUAGAAUAAUUGCAUUUUUGAAGAACAAGCGUGAUGAGCAUGACAGAUGUGGUUAGCUACCUGAAUCUGCAUGAGACAUUCCACUGCAAUUCUUCUUCGAAGAAAUUUGCCAUGCAAUUUCUGCAACACUCGGUUCUUUUGCGAUGCAUAUUCCCGUCCCUGCAACGACUUGGAGCGGUACGACGAGGAAUUGGUGCUUGUGGACGACGAACCUCCGGAAGUUGUGAUGCAGAAAACGAACGAUAAAGAAGGGUCCAGCUUUUUUGAAGAAGAAGCAGAAGACACAGACGCUGGUGUGGUGCCCUCGGGGAGGACUUGUAAUGCUGGUCUAGUAACUACAGCAACACAAGCUGUUGACAACAACGAUUCUUCUUCUCCAUCUCCUUCUCCAUCCAGCCCCGCAGACGAUCCAGAUAUCCACGACUUUGGGGUCUUUAAUACCACGGAGUUUAUUCCAGAAGCCCUCCUCCAGGACGGCGGCGUGCAAACUACAGAAGAAACUAAGGACGGAGGCGUGCAAACUACAGGAGAAACUAGUACGGGACCACUGUUCGUCGAAGAGGCACUGUUCGACGCCGAAAAGGGAAACAACUGCGCAAGGAACACGGAAAAUAAAAUGCAGACGUCGGAUGAAAUUACGGCCGUCGUCCCGCAGCAGGACCUCCAAUCCGAAGACGAGCACGAGGUCAACUACCUGACGGCCCACCAGAAGUCCCAACUGCUAGGAACACUCAAACUCGAGAAACAGCAACAACUCCGUAUCGCCCACUGUCCGGAAGACACACGAGUCGCGAUUUUGCCGACGAUUGUCGUGGAGAGGGACCACAAGGUGAACAACUUCACGACAACUAGUAGUACCUCCGUGCCUCCUGCUUCGAAUUACAAAGCUGCGUUCUUCCUGAAGCAGUCGUCUACCAGUACUGCUACCGUGUUUAGUGACGCGAGCAGAACAACUUCUUCUUCUACUAGUUGUACAACUGACUGCAGGAGCUACUGCUACUUCGUCUACUGCGGCCACGAUGUCUACCCAGGUAGGGGACAUCAAUGGAGGUAACAAAAACUACGCCAUGGGAACAACCACGACGACUACAAAGGCAGCAUUUGCUGCCAGCAGCCGAACGAACUCUGCGGAUGAUUUGGAUGGCUCCACGUCGAGAGGAACGUCGCCGACGGACAUGCAGUCCUUCUCCACUGUGACCACCCCGGCGUCGUGUUCUGUGGGCGGAACAAGUGCGUUUUACAAUGGCGGGAAUAAAAUUGUAUCCGCAGGAGGAACCAUGACGGGCGCGAGCUUCACCAGCAGUGCGAAGAUGUUUACAACUUACGCCGGCACCAGUAGUUUUCAGCAGAAGUUUGUGGAAAGGGUGGUGGAGGUUUGAGGGGAGCGUCUUACCGAGAUAAAAAUUCGAAUUUGUUUAAUAGCAGACACAGACUUAAAAGUGAUACAGAUCUGAAUCAGAAACUCGAAUGAACUGCUUGGUUGCAGAGUUAGAUAGACUUUUGUCACCAGAUGAAAGAAGCGUACUUCUACCUCUUAUUCUAUUGUAACCUAACUUGACUGCGAUUUCAAUAAGACGAAAUAUGUUGAGCUCAGUACUAUCAGCGAAGAACUUGUAAGAUUUGGUAUUUGCUUCAGAAUGGUUGUGGAAAUAAAAUUGAUCCGAAUGUACAAUGCUUCAGACGAAUCAUCCUAAACGAAAACACACCAGCCUUGUCAGCAACUUGCUGCGCCAGAACAACAU
Messenger RNA from Amoebophrya sp. A120, 5209 nucleotides. Lineage: Eukaryota; Dinophyceae; Syndiniales; Amoebophryaceae. The record is from the annotation of a GenBank genome assembly.